Hyaloscypha bicolor E is the source of this 672-nucleotide messenger RNA. Its product is annotated as putative GDSL-like lipase/acylhydrolase. Gene Ontology annotation, molecular function: phosphatidylcholine lysophospholipase A1 activity. The record is from RefSeq and is a predicted model, not a curated record. The transcript has 3 exons. Lineage: Eukaryota; Fungi; Ascomycota; Leotiomycetes; Helotiales; Hyaloscyphaceae. The coding region runs from base 1 to 672 and encodes 223 amino acids.
AUGCUCUUCGCCAACUCACUCCAUAUCCUCUGCUUUGGCGACAGCCUGACAGAAGGCAUGUCUCUGGGAAGGCCACAUCCGCAUCCAUACUCGAUUGCUCUGAAGUCCUCGUUGGAGGAAGCCUUUCCAUCUUUCAACAUCACAACAGACAAUCAAGGCGUGAGUGGCGAUCGAGCCACUUCCCCGCCAGGAAGCUUCCUGCCACGGAUGGAAAAGGCGUAUGAGGAAACUCAUCCUCACAAUCCCUACGACUGGGCCAUAAUCCUCGGCGGCACGAACGACCUCUCCAUGGAAUAUGACACAGAAGACAUCUACGAGGCCUUGCAAAAAGUAUGGGCUAUUCCCCUGAACCACGGCACGAAAGUCCUGGCUCUCACUGUACCGGAAUGCGGAUUUGAUGAUUCACCGAUCACUGCCCACGGCGAUGAACUCAAUAAGUUGAUUAUGGAGCAUAAAGAUGAGAACUAUUAUACUUUCGAUCUCCACACUGCGAUUCCGUUUCGGGGUAUCCCUGACAAGAAGAGGAGUGAGCUUUGGGGUGAUCCUGUGCAUUAUUCGCCGAAGGGAUAUGAUUUGGUUGGGAAAUUACUUGCAGAGAGACUCACGGGACUCAUUCAAGCUCAGAGCAUCGAUGGCGAAGUACAGGAUGCUGAAGGAAGAAUGGAGUUGUAG